Molecule: messenger RNA, 636 nt
Organism: Thlaspi arvense
Lineage: Eukaryota; Viridiplantae; Streptophyta; Magnoliopsida; Brassicales; Brassicaceae
Source: the annotation of a GenBank genome assembly
AUGUCGUCUACGAGAAAGAGCACCAAGAGAGCACGGCCAGAGCCGAAAUCGCUCAAGAAGCAAACACCAAACGCAAAACUCCCGGACGAUAUGGAUCUCGAAGUUUCUAGCGAUCUCAAAGGAUUCAUGUCGGCGUUGCAGCAAAUCAGAGAGAAAGCGCAAGAGGAUGGCCGGAAGAAGAAGGAAGAAAGCAUCUCCAGUGUGUCCACUGAGGUAAAGUCUAAGAUUGACGAGUUGAAGACUAAACUUGAGAAGGAAAGACAGAACUUUGCCAAAGCACUUUCAAAGAGUUCGAAGGAGUGUCAGAGUAUCUUGAAGGACGAAGCUGCCAAGUUUGAGGAACUUCAUAACAAAUUCAUGAAAGACAAAGCGGAUCAUCUACAGGGCUUGAAAGACACUAUUUCCAAGUUUGAGGAAGACAAGGAGAGGCUGUACAUGCGAUAUGAGCAACUAAGGAAGAAGGAGAAGACAAUGAUAUCGGACCAGGAGAAGUUCUGCUCAGAAAAGCUUGCUCAAUUGGAAGAGUCCCUGAAGAAAAAGAAACGGAAUGACAAAACUUUCAGCAUACUAAGGAAAACUCUCGGCACAUUUCUGGAGAACGAAGGAUCUGAUGAGGAAUUUCCACCUGAUGAGUGA